AUGGUUGUGAUCCAGAAGCUACUUGAGGCCCAAGGGAAAGGAGAGAGCUCCUCUCCAUCCACUGAGCAGGCAGCCAUCCAGACACAGACCUCCCCAGGACAACAGACCAAGAGAAGUGUUAGCAUCGCUGUUGGCACAGGUGCUAGUCUGUUCUGGGGCGUCCCUGUCGAUGCCCCUGCUCGCGAUGAGGAGCGCCCACAGCCAGAGUGGCACACCGACACAGGGCCUGGCGCUCCCGAUGGCAGCAGGGCCUCCUCUAGUCGGAGCUCUGGCAGUGCCAGCCUUACCCACAGCAGGCACAUAGAUGGCUCGGAAGAAGAGAGCGGGGUCAGAGAGAGACGGGUGUCAGGCACACCAUCCAACCAGUCAACGCACCAGAGGACUCAGUCAGCAUUUGGAGACUGUUCUUUCCAGAGUCCAGUGUUGGGGGAGAGUGCCAGCAUGUACUACCAGUCCCAGUCUCCACAGAGGGACGGCACCAAGAGUCAGGAGCCCAGGGCGGUGGAGGACGAUCAGCGGUUUUAUCAGGAUCUACUGGGCCAAGUGAACAGCCGUCUCCAGGGAUCAGUGAACGAGGAGGUCAAAGAGGAAGAAGAUCGAAGCACCUCGUACACACUGCGAGAGAGACACAGCUUGUCCCCUAGACAAGUGUCCCACUGUCAGUCUCAGCAGUCAUCCCCUAGCCCUGUUCCCGUCAGCUCCCGGAGGCCGGAGCCCAAAGUAGAGCAGCAGUCAGAAGGAAGGGACCAGGUGCUCCACGCCACGCUGCGCCAGCUGCAGCAGCUAGGGGUCAACGUGGACCUGGACUAUGCCGACCCCGGGGGCAAGACCACGCGCAGCUCUGUAGAGAGUGCCAGUACCCUGGCCGGCAUCAACCCAGAGGCGGUCAUCAGCAGACUGACCCUCCCAGAGUCGAUGGGGACCAGCAUGUGGGGCGGCAGCGUGGACCUCAGCCUGGAGGCCAACGCCAUCGCCCUCCGAUACCUAAGCGACCAGCAGCUCUCCAGGCUCUCUGUAGGGGGAGGGCAACAGCCCCCAGGGCCCGUCCCAGUUGUCAUCAUUCUGCAGCCAGGUGCCCUGGUCUAG
Coregonus clupeaformis (lake whitefish) is the source of this 1086-nucleotide messenger RNA. Its product is annotated as SCL-interrupting locus protein homolog. The record is from RefSeq and is a predicted model, not a curated record. NCBI's taxonomy places the organism in Eukaryota, Metazoa, Chordata, Actinopteri, Salmoniformes, Salmonidae. Gene Ontology annotation, biological process: protein localization to centrosome; smoothened signaling pathway; centrosome duplication. Bases 1 to 1086 code for a protein of 361 amino acids. Gene Ontology annotation, cellular component: centrosome; centriole. The transcript is spliced from 7 exons.